This is a messenger RNA of Malus domestica (apple), 1206 nucleotides long. Its product is annotated as E3 ubiquitin-protein ligase SGR9, amyloplastic-like. Gene Ontology annotation, cellular component: cytoplasm. Gene Ontology annotation, biological process: protein ubiquitination. NCBI's taxonomy places the organism in Eukaryota, Viridiplantae, Streptophyta, Magnoliopsida, Rosales, Rosaceae. Gene Ontology annotation, molecular function: ubiquitin protein ligase activity. The record is from RefSeq and is a predicted model, not a curated record.
GUUAAAAGCGAAAGUCCACAGAGCACACGAUCCCAUUAUGGAAGAAACAACAGCAGCAACCGCAACCAUCAUGGCUGCUCUGGCCACCCUCACCCCACCCCAACUCUCAGAUCUCACCCGCACCAUCCUCUCCCACACCCAUCACCACCACCGCCGUCUCUCCUCCCUCCUAUCCUCCCCCAUCCUCUUCUCUCUCACCCUCCACCGCCUCAACUGCCUCCCUCUCGCCCACAAGACUCUCCUCAUCGCCAACCACCUCCUCUCCUCCCUCCACCACCUUACACUCCACUUCCAACCCUACACCAAUCUACCGCCGCGGCAGGCCAGACAAAGAGACCUCGACGCCGUCCUGCUCCUCCUCUUACUCUGCGAAGUACACCAGCACAACCCUCAAGCCCUCGAAGCACCAAAUGUAAAAUGGCGCGAAAUUCUAAGCGAUUUGUACUCCGACAACAUGUUAACAGUUUCCGGCAUUGGGGUCUACAACGGGUCGGCUUUGGUGUCUUAUAUUGAGGUGCUGACAAGGUGCUUGAGAUUCGUCAGCGUGAUGGGUUUUUGCUGUGGCGGGAAGGCAGGGAGAGAAGUGGCGGCAUCGCCAGCAGUCGUGGUGUCGCUGCCGUCAGUGGUGGUAAGCGGUGGCGGGAGCGAGUGCGUGAUAUGUAAAGAGGAGAUGAGAGAACACAGAGAUGUGUGUGAGCUGCCGUGCCGGCAUUUGUUUCAUUGGAUGUGUAUUUUGCGGUGGCUGAGGAAGAGGAACACUUGUCCAUGCUGCCGGUUUACGCUUCCCACGGACGAUGUGUUCGGGGAGAUCCAACGGCUGUGGGAGAUUUUAGUUAAGAUAGGCGAGAAGGAAUUAGCUUAGAGUGAUGGUGAUCAACAAUGUGCACACGUGUCACCAUCAGAGUGGAUGGGAAAUUUCUUGGCUGUGAAGGGAUUGUGUGUGAUGGAUGAAAUUGCAGAGGAUCGCACAUAAUACUUGAUAUGGACGCAUGUGGUUUAGGUUAUAGGCAUUUGUGGAUUAGCAUGUAGCUAAAUAAAUAAGACACCGAGAGAGAGAGAGAGAGAGUUUAUGCGAUUAAUUCACUUGGGGUAUUGAUCUGCAAUCUUCUGUAAUUGAUUUCACAUUUCAUGAAAUCGAGUCCAUUUUUAUGGAUUGGUAAUUUUACACUUCAAUAAACUGACCCAACCUGAGAUCCAAUUGAUUAA